GACAAAAGCUCAGCCAACAUGAAAGCCCUUUUCGGCCUAUCGGUAGCUUUGACUGCCAUGAUGGCGUCGACAAACGCUGCAUCCGACGCGUCAUCCGCUCUAGCGAUGGCCCAGGCAUCCUACCCGAAAUGCACAAAUGUCUCCUCGACAAUGUGUGGUGCCCCGGUACGGGAUCAAACAUUGAAACCGCUUCUUGUGGGAGUCAUUGGUGGCGCCAUUGCGUUGAUGAUAUUCAUGCUACGACUAUGCUCUGCUCUACCAGUCGCGGGGCGUCUUAUGGGCUGGGACGAUUAUGCCAUCUGUGUCGCAGUAGCUCUUGGCGUACCUCCGACCAACGGUCUGGGGAAAGACAUGUGGACACUUCCGCUAUCGAACAUCGAGAAUGUUCUUUUCUAUUACUAUCUUGGAGAGAUCUUCUACUUCGCCUCACUUACAGCGACCAAGAUCUCGCUUCUUGCUUUCUUUCUCCGCGUCUUCCCACAGAAAGCUUUUCGCCAAGUCAUCUACGUCGUCAUCGGGAUCUGUGUAGCCUAUGGUGUCUCGUUUGUUCUGGCCACUACUUUCCAAUGUUACCCGGUUCCAUACUCAUGGAAGCAACUCGACGACAGUUAUGAGGGUUCUUGUAACAAUAUUCACAUACAGGGAUGGAUGAGUGCGAUCUUCAACAUUGUCAUCGACAUCAUCAUUCUUGUGCUUCCAUUGAAGGAGCUCUACGCACUACAGACAAGCUUGAAANAGAAGUUGAUGGUCAUGGUGAUGUUCUCACUGGCUUGGUGGAGCACCGUCGAAAUUCACGUAGGGAUCAUCUGUGCAUGCCUACCAUCAGUGCGAGCCCUCUUUGUUUCCCUAGGCGCAUCUUCUCUCGGUACCACCAGAGCCAAUUCCAGAGCAACUGGUCAUCAGGCUUCAAGUCACUCGGGGCUCACUGGGAGCUCACUUGGAGGCAGCAAAAUUGGCGCGCUGGUGAAGGAAAGGCCAGUUUCUGUGCCAAAACACGGAGAUGAGGAGGACUUUAUCCCAUUGGUUGAUAUGGCCAACAGCAAGGGUUAG
Aureobasidium musti is the source of this 1050-nucleotide messenger RNA. Lineage: Eukaryota; Fungi; Ascomycota; Dothideomycetes; Dothideales; Saccotheciaceae. The record is from the annotation of a GenBank genome assembly.